UUUUACUACAUAUUCAAAAUUGCAGCCUUUCUUUCCACUUCACAACAAUACUCGACUCGUUUUGUCCUCUCUCUCUCUCUUUCUCUCGUGUUCUUUUCUUCUGGCUAGGUUCAUUCAUUCACUCUUUUCUGCAUUUCUCAUGGAAAACAGCACCAUUUCAGCUCCUGCAAUCCCUGAAUUUGCAGGACAAAACCACUCCCAAACACACCAAAAUUACCACCAUUUGGAACCUGAUCAUCACCAUCAUCACGCUGCUCUUCCUUCUACCACCAUCCUUCUAAUAGUCAUUCCCAUCUUCAUAGUCAUUUUACUCCUAGCAAUCUUUCUAUUAGUAAUAAUGCUUCGAAAACUUCAGUUCCACAAGAGCCAUGGCAGCACCAAAAGCGGAAGCAUCAUCAGCAACAAGGACUGCAUGUUCGUUGCUCACAGCUCUAUAAACAUAGGCUCAAGUCCAGAUGUCAAAGGCGGAUGUUUGUAUGGAAGCAGUGCAACUAAUAUGGCUGCAUCCAAGCUUAGGGGCGUACAAGUUUUUACUUACAAAGAGCUUGAGAUUGCUACAAACAAAUUUAGUGCAGCAAAUGUGAUAGGAAAUGGAGGGUAUGGGGUAGUGUAUAGAGGGAUUUUGAGUGAUGGGACUGUCGCUGCAAUUAAGAUGUUGCACAGAGAAGGGAAACAAGGGGAACGUGCCUUUCGAUUAGAGGUGGAUUUACUUAGCUGCUUGCACUCACCUUACCUAGUGGAGCUUCUUGGCUAUUGUGCUGAUCAACAUCACAGGCUCCUAAUAUUCGAAUACAUGCCCACUGGAACUCUGCAGCAGCUUCUUCACUCUUCCAAUCCUCAAUUUGGUAGGACUUUGAACUGGGGAAUAAGGUUGAGAAUAGCACUGGAUUGUGCUAGAGCCCUUGAAUACCUGCAUGAAUACACAACCCCAUCAGUCAUCCACCGUGAUUUCAAAUGCAGUAACAUUCUUUUGAACCAAAAUUUCAGAGCCAAAGUUUCUGAUUUUGGGUUGGCGAAAAUAGGAUCAGACAAGCUGAAUGGUCUCAUUUCGACGCGCGUGUUAGGGACCACCGGAUAUUUGGCCCCGGAGUAUGCUUCAACUGGCAAGCUUACUACAAAAUCAGAUGUAUAUAGCUAUGGCGUGGUUCUUCUGGAGCUCUUGACAGGCCGCAUACCAAUUGAUACCAAGCGCCCUCCUGGAGAGCAUGUCCUUGUGUCAUGGGCUCUGCCAAGGUUAACUAACAGAGAAAAAGUGGUGGAAAUGGUUGAUCCAGCACUGCAAGGCCAAUAUUCCAAGAAGGAUCUUAUUCAGAUAGCUGCUAUAGCAGCCAUGUGUGUGCAAACAGAAGCAGAUUAUCGCCCUUUAAUGACAGAUGUUGUGCAGUCCUUAAUCCCUCUGGUCAAGAUUCUCUCAUCUAAAUGUCCCUCUGGUUCCUUCAGAUCUGUUCAAUCGGUCAGUCCAAGAAAGUAAUGCCAUUUGACUGCUGAAGUUGAGAUAUUUGAAAUCAGAAACAUACUACUAUGAACCUCCCAUAUCUUGUCCAUUCCAAGCACUUUUGAGUUGCAACUGCAAAGAAAAUUCACAGAAUCAACUCUUUGGCCUAUUCAGAAAUUGUAUAGGUUCUCUCCCAUGGCUCUAUCAUGACAGCUCCUUUCUGAGAAUGCUGAUUGGAACGCUCAAAAUGGAAGUAAUGAAAUCAGCGAGGCAAUCUGAAGCAAUAAAAAAGAUAACAGUCAGGGUGAAUUAUAUAAAUUUGUAUACCAGAUAAGUCUUGUAUAUUUUGUUUUGGUAGAUGAAAUCCGUUUUGGCUCUAUAAACAGGAGGUUGAAAAAUAAUAUAUAAUUCUUACUUAUAUUCAAAUUCAUUGUACACAGAAUUGUUAACAACUUCAUUUGCUCUGCUUCUUUCA
This is a messenger RNA of Coffea arabica (coffee), 1910 nucleotides long. RefSeq names its product probable serine/threonine-protein kinase PBL7. Lineage: Eukaryota; Viridiplantae; Streptophyta; Magnoliopsida; Gentianales; Rubiaceae. Gene Ontology annotation, molecular function: protein kinase activity; ATP binding. The record is from RefSeq and is a predicted model, not a curated record. Gene Ontology annotation, biological process: protein phosphorylation.